Messenger RNA from Mycena indigotica, 1539 nucleotides. RefSeq lists its product as uncharacterized. The record is from RefSeq and is a predicted model, not a curated record. Bases 1 to 1539 code for a protein of 512 amino acids. The transcript is spliced from 10 exons. Lineage: Eukaryota; Fungi; Basidiomycota; Agaricomycetes; Agaricales; Mycenaceae.
AUGUGCUCCGGAUCUCUCGCACGUACUCUGGACCCUCGAGCUCUUAACCGUUGCGGCUCUCUUCGUCCCAUGGCUAUCCAUUUCGCACCAAACGACGUAAUCAAAAUGGAGUCCGAGUUCUCAACUGAGACCCAAGCCGUCCUGCGACCAAUCACUUCAAACGACACUGGUCGCUACGAGAGGACGGGACUUUCAGAGCCGUGUAGCAUGACAAUUUCCUCUGCGAUGUUCACUCAUCGUGGGAUGCCCGAGCCUGAAUAUCUGCCCCAAGGUUGGACUGCCCAUGUUCAUCCAGAAGGUCAACUUUAUUUUUCUCGCACGGGCUCUCCCCGCGUUGUGACGGAGGCGUACAUGUACCGCAAAGACGUGCUCGAGAACGUGCUCUGCUGGACCAAGAGGAUCGAAGAUAUCGCUCUCCAGCGAAACUUUCCCCUCUCCCCGCAAAUUGAGCUCUUCCUGAAGCUCGAGGAAGAGGACUGUGCCUAUUAUUUCGUCGAUCAUUCCACUCUUGCGCAAACUUGGAUGGAGCAAAAUCUCGACACAGAAGAGCUUGGCCUACCUGCAGUCGUGUCCGUCCCGCAACUCAAGCUUCUUUGCGAGGAGCUAUACUGGACCCACGUUGAACACUUCCCGAUGCACUUUGGUGCCUUGCCGGUGGCGCUCAUUGACUCAUUAAUCUGCGUAUUUACGCAUGGCAUCUGUGAUCAAAUGACCUCCCGGGUCUCCACCUUCCCUUACUCCAAGCAGGAAUGCGAGGGAUUUGUGAGUCUUCUUAAGAGUUCUCGAGAACAUCCUGCCAACGGGAACAUAGUUUGUACUGUCGCUCGCCUGUGGAGUUUGAUCUGUCGCAACCGAUACUUGACGUUCUACGGUCAAGAAUUCUCUCGCCUCUCAAGAGACCAAGCUGUUCUUUAUGAUCCCACAACAAAGCACGAAUGGGUGUCCUCUGUCGCGUCUCGUGUCUCGUUCAAAACGACGGAUAAAUAUCUGGCUCAACUAAACGAUGUCUUCGUGGAUCAUUUGGUCUAUGCGGAGCAGUGGAAGAACCUGGUUUCCGGCUGUCUAACAGAUUGGCGCUCUGUAUCACGGGAGGCUUUCUUUACCUUGAUGCUGCACAUGUUCUUCCUCGUGACUCCAUCGUGCCUAUCGCUCGCCAUCGCUUCAACAGCCCUUCUUGGUGCUAGUAUCCUGGCUUCUGUAGUCUUACUUCACCGAUUUGAGCCCAUGCAAGACUUGUGUGCUGCUGAAGCUAUGAACUAUCUUGAUACUAUCGAAUCUCAAACAUUCAAGUUCCAAUUUGUCGCCCUUGCGUUUUCGCUACCCCGCACCUUCUAUCUUUGGGGACUUCUCGCGGUUGUUGCAAACUGCAUCAGUAUGUUUGCGUGUUUUUUUGGGCGGGGUCUGGCGGCUGCGGUGUUGGUGGGGGUGGCGGUUGUGUUCUUGCUCCUUCAGUGGACUACUUCAGAAACGUUCAAUCUGCGCCUGGCCCACAUCCGGGCUCGGUGGUCGCGCAAUGUCGAAUGUACUUCUAUGGUGUAA